Molecule: messenger RNA, 3134 nt
Organism: Pangasianodon hypophthalmus (striped catfish)
Lineage: Eukaryota; Metazoa; Chordata; Actinopteri; Siluriformes; Pangasiidae
Gene: dab2
Product: DAB adaptor protein 2
Exons: 16
Coding region: 271-2757 (828 amino acids)
Biological process (GO): negative regulation of canonical Wnt signaling pathway; positive regulation of endocytosis; receptor-mediated endocytosis
Cellular component (GO): plasma membrane
Source: RefSeq, a predicted model, not a curated record
UUCCCAGCCGCCGAGCUGCAGCUGGGGCCAGUUGGGUAAAGACUCCUGCUCUGUGGAAGCUGGCCAUUCUGCGGGUUUGAGCCUCACACCAGCACUUAUUCCAUCUGGGUCUGUGUAGCAGCCAUCCACUAUCAUCAGUUUUAUAUGGAAGCGACGCCUAAAACUCCACAGGCCCAGUGCUGAGGAUGUGUGGUUGCUGAACAGCCUAACUACACGUGUUCCCUUGUUUUGAGGAGGCUUUCUUCUUCCUUGCCCUGAGGUGCCCCUACCAUGUCAACAGAAGUACAGUUUGCGCCUGUAGCCCCUGCAGGACCCACUGCUGAGCCCACACUGCCUGCUGUUGCCAGUGAGACCAGCACAGUGGUAGCUGAAAACCCUACAGCCACAACUGCAGCUUCAACACCAACCACAAGCAAAUUUUUCUCAAGAGAGAAGAAGAGAGCUCCAGAGAAGACAGAUGAGUACCUGCUGGCCAGGUUUCAAGGUGAUGGUGUUAGAUAUAAGGCCAAACUGAUUGGCAUUGAUGAUGUGCCUGAAGCCAGAGGGGACAAAAUGAGUCAGGACUCCAUGAUGAAACUGAAGGGCAUGGCUGUAGCUGCUCGUUCCCAAGGCAAACACAAGCAAAGAAUCUUGGUGAACAUCUCUCUAGAGGGAAUUAAGAUAAUUGAUGAAAAGACUGGUGUGAUUGAACAUGAGCAUGCAGUGAAUAAGAUCUCCUUCAUUGCACGUGACAUCACAGAUAAUCGGGCGUUUGGAUAUGUGUGUGGGGCAGAGGGCCAACAUCAGUUCUUUGCCAUCAAGACAAUUCAGCAGGCACAACCACUGGUCAUGGAUCUGAAAGAUCUAUUCCAGGUGAUCUUCAACACAAGGAAGAAAGAAGCUGAAGCUACACAGAAGGAUGAGACCAGUACUGUUGUUGAGAAUGGAAGUGAUGCUUUGCUCAGUCUGGAUGGUCAGGUGAAGACAGUAAAAACUGUGGAACAGAUGGACCUUUUUGGAGACAUGUCCACACCCCCAGAUAUCAACUCUCCCACGGAUGCUUGGACAAAUCACACAGGGCUGGACAAUGUUUUUUUGCUGGAGCUUGCUUCUGUGAUUGACGCCAAUCAGAACCACCUUAAAGGCAAUCCUUUCAUCUCCUAUCCAACAGUUCCUUGCAACACACCCAGUGAUGCCCCUGUUGCUUCCUCGUUAGAUAUAUUCUUCAAUCCUAGUCCAGUCCCAUUCAAUAAUGAUCCCUUUGCUCCACUUAGUGGCCAGUUUGACUCCAUUUCUACUGAUUCACCGUUGUCAUCCAAUUGUGUAUCAGUUCUUGCUGACUGCCUCUUGAAAGGACCAGUUGGGCAAAACAGCCUGAGUGGUGACUCUGCAUCCAGCAGUCACUUUUUUAAUGGACUGUUUGAUAGCCAGUACCCACAGAAAGGCAUCAAUCAACCACUUGAGUUUCCUUUAAGGGAGCUGAAUGGUGGAACAAAUCAGACCCCUCCUUUUUCCGACAUACUUAAUCAAACAAGCCUUCAUCCGCCCCAAACCCCUUCUUCACUGAGUAAUGGUCUCAGCAACUCUUUGCUUCCUAUGUUUCAAUCUCCACCCCUAUGUAAAAGUGAAACUGUGCCACCUAUUGUGCAAAAUGGAGGGGUGAUAGCCCUUUGUCCCCCACCACCAAGCUCUAAGUGUGGCCGUGUACAGAGGAGACAGAAGUCUCCUGGAAAUGAAAUGUUUGGGGCCAAUAUAUUUGCAUCGCCAGCUCAGGGUGAGGGUCCAUACACUGCUCAGUCCAGCUCCUCUAUUCCAGCAGAUUUGUUCAACCCUACAACCACCAACUCCACAGCUGCUCUUGCAUCAAUGUCAUUGGGACCACCAUCUGUUCCUCAAGCUCCUACAGCAGGUCCAUGGGGCCAACCAGCCCUGUCACUGUUUCCUCCCCAAGUCUCUGGCCCCCAAGUACCGGUCCAAGGUGCACCACUAAAUUCUCUUAACCAGCCCUGUGCGUUUGGGGGAACACCAGUACCUCAGUGGGGACAACAGAUGCCCUCUUCUUUUGGCACUCCAGCUGCCCCUCAAGCUUGGGGCCAACCAGCAACCACAGCAGCCAUGACUGCCUGGCCCCAAUCUGGCACUGUGUCCAACCCCUUUCAGCCUAGUGCAUUUCCUCCCAUGAUGGCUCCUCCUGGAAGAAUAACAGGGCAGCCAUCUUCAGGUGCCCCUCCUCUGCCUCGUCGGCCGCCCCCUGCAAAAGAAGAGGUACCUGUUGUUAAAAAUGCUUUUACGGCUUUGGACCCCCUCGGUGGGAAGGAACAAAAAACCGGGAAGGAUAUGUUCAAAAAUUUCCAGAUGGCAAAACCUGGAAGUGCCCCCCCGUCAGGCCAAAACACCAAUGGCACUUUUGAACAGUACUUUUCCAACAAAGUUGGUGUAGCCCAGGAAGCAGCUGACCAUGAUGACUUUGACAUCAGCCAGCUCUCUGCGAAACCCAUUGAGCUUCCUAAACCUGCAGUUCAGCAGGCCUCUACAAUUACUGCCCCAGCUCUGGCUCCAAGCUUGACCCCUUCCUCAGCAGGAGAGCUCCUAGAUGCUGCUUUCACUCCUAAUCCAGCUUCAAUCCCAUCAGGCCCAGAUCCUUUACCAGCUGCCAGUCUUUUUGAUGACACUUUUGGAAGCAGCUUUUUAGCACCACCUGCAACUACAAGUGGUCCAGCUACACAGACCAAUGCUGAUACUUUUGUAGACCCUUUUGGAGGAAAUCCUUUUGCCUAAGCUUUUUCAAAUCCUGCAUUGUUGAGUUUCUUCUUUUAUACAGAAAGUGGGGAAACCAUCUGGAGUGUUGCACAGUGUAAACUCCUUCCUUUAGUCUGCACUCCACUGUCCACACUGUCUUGCAUGUUUCUCCUGUUUGUUUUUUGUAUCUGAUCUCAGGUUGGUUUAUCCCUUACUAAAUUGACUGGCUCCAUUUCCCAGUGUUACAAUCACUUGAAGAAAAUACAAAUUGAAUGUGGGCUCUGAGUAUUACUUUGGGGUGAUGAGAGAAGGAGUGAGGUAAAAUGGCAUAGGUCUACUGUGUUGAGGGUUUUCAAAUAUUUUCUGGACAAUGCGAGGUGUGAUAUUUGUCUGGAAUUAAAGAAAGCAUGAAAUGA